Molecule: messenger RNA, 612 nt
Organism: Tuber aestivum (summer truffle)
Lineage: Eukaryota; Fungi; Ascomycota; Pezizomycetes; Pezizales; Tuberaceae
Source: the annotation of a GenBank genome assembly
AUGCUAACGCCUCCCAUUACACCGAAAACCUCGUCCGGCACAUCUUCUCCGCCUGCCGACCUCACGCGUCCACAACAAUCAUCGACGUGGGAGAUUGAGCCUGGAAUGAUCUCCCGCCCAAGGCCUCAGCCAUGCCGCCACCGACACGGGGCCCUGCUCCGCGUGGUAAUCCUAGGCUUCGCCUCGACGAACAUAGUGGAAAUUAACUCCGUGCAGAACCUCAUUGGCGUGCGCAAGCCACUAGAUUGGUACGUCGCACCCGACAUGGGAGAAUGGCGGUUGGCCCCUAUCGGGUCUCGCUGUGGGAAGCGUGCCUUGACCACCGCUGGAUUUGGAUUCCACAGUGACACAGAAAGAGGUAUGAUAGUAAAAAGAAAGUCGGAUGGGCUCCUGUAUUCGCAGUUGCCAGUAUUGAAGAGACAGUAGUCGUUUAUGAAAGAGCCUAGGAGAAGAAGGGCUUUGACGAGGAGGGUGGGAGACCGCUUAAUUGGAGCCGAGGAGGAUGGGGUCAGAAGGAUUGGAAUACCAACUAGUGCUGGUAACGGAGGAUCCUCGUCGUCGUUGGUGGGAUUAAUAGGCUGUUUUUCCAUGUUGAUAUUGAUGAAGCUUUGA